ACGGCGGCCGGGAGGGUCCCGGGGGCGGCGGGCGCGGCGGCGGGAUGGAGUCGGUGGUUUUCAUCUUCUCGCUGAUCGACUGCUGCGCCCUCAUCUUCCUCUCCGUCUACUUCAUAAUCACACUAUCAGAUUUGGAAUGUGACUACAUCAACGCUAGAUCGUGCUGCUCCAAACUCAAUAAAUGGGUGGUCCCUGAGGUGAUUGGCCAUGCUGUUGUAACAGUAUUAAUGCUUAUUUCAUUGCACUGGUUCAUCUUUCUCCUUAAUUUGCCAGUAGCAACAUGGAAUAUAUAUAGGUACAUUAUGGUGCCAAGUGGAAACAUGGGAGUGUUUGAUCCCACAGAGAUCCAUAACCGAGGACAACUGAAAUCACACAUGAAAGAAGCCAUGAUUAAACUGGGCUUUCAUCUGCUCUGUUUCUUCAUGUACCUUUACAGUAUGAUUCUGGCUUUGAUAAAUGAUUGAGAAGUUGAAAAAGAACCAUUAGCUGCCAAACUGGGUCAUCACUCCAGUGACUGGUUGUGGAGCCUCAGACACCUUCCGAACACACCUAGAUCAGUGUCGUCAUGCAGUAUAUUUUUCCUCUUUGAACAAGAAAUAUUUUUCUGUAUUUUUAACAUAAAAUAUUUUCAAAAGACAUUGGAUUUGUGUAGCAGUUGUUUUUGUUCCUUUACAACCCAAACUGCUGGAGUUGCUGUUUCUGUAAGAUGCAAUCCUUGCUUACAGAACUGACCUUUGUAGGAAUUAAAUGGUGAGAAGGGAAACUCAUUUCAGCAGCAUGGGCUGGUAAUGAUGGUAGUUCCAGAACAAAUUUAAGUGCAGCUCUGGUGUCUGCUUCUUACUGAAAGGUGUCAGGAUAUGCCUCUGGCUGUCAAGCUGUCCUACUCAAGCCUAGUUUGAAACAGUGCCUGGAACACAGAUUUCAAAGUGGAAUAGUAGCACAGCUUGCAUCUUUGUGUCAGUGUUUUUUCCAGGUAAAAAAUAGUGGAAUAAAAGUUAUGCUUUUCUCCCUUUUCACCCCUCCCUUCAACAACCUAUGUGAAGUCGUUUUUGGAUGGAUUAAGAUCCCUUUGGUGGAAGUGACACCUGUGUGUAAGAGUGAAAAACAUAAAUAAGAAACAUGAUUAAUACUUACUUUUUCCCUUCAACUCCUGUUUUGUCAUUGAAGUACAUCACAGACCUUCACAUAAAGUAAUCAUCAUCUUGCUGGUUGGAGCUGGUUACAGAGCAAAAGAAUAUUUGCAGUUGCUACUCCACGAACCUGCUGUUUCCAUAUCCAGUGAGGUGAACCAAGAGAAUGUCUAGCUCAGGGAAAUGGUCUGGUAAACCAUAACCCCAUUUAUCCCAAUUCUGAUGUGACUCUGCUUUGAUGAUACCAGCAAACUCAGUUCUUUUUGUGCAGCUCUUGCCUCAGUGAUAAGUGUAUAAACCUGAGUUUGUACCCUCACUGUCCAAUAACUGUCUUUAAACUUUUUUAUAUGUGCUUGGAAAUAGGUCUCUUGAAACAAACACAUCAAUUAAAACACUUUAAAAAUACACUUCUGUAAUUAUGUCCUAAAAUUUAUGGGCUUUUUCUUCCUUAAGUACUUGUUUUUUUAGUGCACAGCUGUAAUUAUCAGAUUGUUUUCAUGGCCAGCAAUGAAAAAGACAACUCUGAGGCUUGAUUGCAGUAGAUACCUUGUGUUCAGUGUUUGUUCUAGGAAAAGUUUGGCUUUAAAUUUGUGAUGGAUGGAGUCCAAGUUCAGCUGUUGUAAAGAUGAAAAACUGCUGAAAAUCAUGCUCCUUAAAAAAUAAUUAAGGAAACAGCUACCCCAGCUGUAUGCCACUGACUACUUUACACCACAAAAAAAUCAAGCUAGAGAAAGUACUGCCCUGUAAAGCUGAAACCCAGACAGGAUGUCAGUCUGGGAAAAGGAGAGCAAGUAAAACUUACAGAGUAGAAAGUAACUUUUGUAGCAGUUUAUGUGGCAGGCAAUUAAAUCAUUUUAUUCAUGUGUGAGAAAAACAUACUACACAUUUUGGGUGCUAUCUGUUAGAAGAGAGGGCAAUGUGGAUAAGCUGCUUAAGUCAGGUCCUUGCUGUAGUGCUGACAGUAGAUAUAUUUCAUUAAUGUUUCACACUGAGAAACAUGAGCAUUAAUCUGCAAGUUCAUAACUUAAACUAGCAGCUGUAUAUCUUAUUCUAAAGACAUGAUUUUGAGGUAAGAGCUUUAUCAUUAAUGAAAAUAUUUGUAUGAUACAUUGUCUCUGAUGAUUUCUAACUACUAGCACCUCAGAAUUGCAGGGAUGAUGUUUAGACAGAGUAGACUCAUUCCCCAAGGAAAUUGGUAAAAUUUAUCACUCACUAUGAAAAGCUUCUAUUCCCUACCCAGACAACUGUUUCUUCAGAGAUGGGAGCAGGACAGAGAAGGAUAAGGGAAAACAACAUAUCUGAGGUAAAAAAAAAAUGGGGAUAGCAUGUGUAUUUCCUGACCUAGAGGGAUGUUAUUGUGGAUUCCUCCCCACUUCCUCAAGAGUGAAUUAUUAACCAUGAUAGACCAACAAAAAAAAAAA
Messenger RNA from Chiroxiphia lanceolata (lance-tailed manakin), 2551 nucleotides. It is a transcript of the gene CNIH4, whose product is annotated as cornichon family AMPA receptor auxiliary protein 4. The record is from RefSeq and is a predicted model, not a curated record. Gene Ontology annotation, cellular component: endoplasmic reticulum membrane; COPII-coated ER to Golgi transport vesicle. The coding region runs from base 45 to 464 and encodes 139 amino acids. The transcript is spliced from 5 exons. Gene Ontology annotation, biological process: endoplasmic reticulum to Golgi vesicle-mediated transport. Lineage: Eukaryota; Metazoa; Chordata; Aves; Passeriformes; Pipridae.